Molecule: messenger RNA, 1395 nt
Organism: Hydractinia symbiolongicarpus
Lineage: Eukaryota; Metazoa; Cnidaria; Hydrozoa; Anthoathecata; Hydractiniidae
Product: 5-hydroxytryptamine receptor 2B-like
Exons: 3
Coding region: 147-1172 (341 amino acids)
Biological process (GO): G protein-coupled receptor signaling pathway, coupled to cyclic nucleotide second messenger; chemical synaptic transmission
Cellular component (GO): membrane; dendrite
Molecular function (GO): G protein-coupled serotonin receptor activity; neurotransmitter receptor activity
Source: RefSeq, a predicted model, not a curated record
AAAACUAAGACAAGCUUGCCAACUAUUGUGUUAAACGAGUUUUGGUUUCUUUCAUAACGUUAGUUGUGGCAGCUGAUGCCAGAAACAAGAAGAGAGGGGUGCAUUGGUGCAAUAUUCAGAAGAAUAGGAUAGUUCUCUAAAGAGUGAUGUUGAAUUUUACGUCAGGCAACGUCAGUGCAAACACCAACUUGGUCAACGGCACUCACGAUGCUGUCAAGAAUUUUACAAUAGUUGACGUGCUUGGUUUAUUUAUGUUGGGUUUGUUAGUUAUAUGCAUCAUAGGUGGAAAUGUGUUAGUCAUUGGCGCUUUUAUAAUCGUUGGGAGAAAAAUACGAACAGUGACAAAUUAUUUUGUUGUUAGUCUCGCUGUUUCAGACAUAUUGGUUGGGUUAUUUUCCGUACCAUUUUGGAUGUGGGUUCAGAUAAAGAGUCUUCCUCUGUCCAGCGCUCCUCAUUUUGUUUUUGUUGCAUUUGAUAUAAUGUGCGGUGUUGCAUCGAUCGUGAAUCUUACAGUUAUCAGUUUGGAAAGACUCUUCGCUGUUGUUCGCCCGGCAUCACAUCGCAAUCUAUCGCGCAAAACGCAUCUAAUUGUUGGUGCGACAGCGUUCGUAUGGAUAUUCGCGUUAGUCAACUCAGGAUUGUAUUUUGUAAAAGCUUUCCACAACUGGACCAGCUACAACGUGUACAUAGUUUUAGUCGGGUUUGUAAGUCCUACUGUUAUUAUCGUUGGCUCUUACAUUGGAAUCUAUAAAGUAGCACAGCAACACGCAACAGAACAAAGACGGCUUCAGCAAGAAAUGCGAUUGGCAAGAAUGAUAGCUAUUGUCAUUGCUUUGUUUGUAGCAUGUUGGCUGCCAUUCUUCUUAUUGAAUAUCUUAUAUGUAUACUGCGAUGCACCAACUUGCCGGGUUGCUAUCAUGCAGAAAGCGAUCCCGUUUGUAAAGUUUCUUCACUACAGCAAUUCCAUGAUGAAUCCAAUCGUGUACGCUUAUCGGAAUUCGGAUUUUCGGGAAGCGUUUAAAAGUUUGCUGGUAAGUUGGUUUGGGCGUUGGAAAUACAGAUAUAUGAGAAGCCCUUCUGCAAAAUCGUGCGCAACAUUAAGAUCAGAAUUCGAUGAGGACUAUUUUCCUGAAACUUUACAGCGUUCAGAUACAAUAUGCAGUGACAAAUAGGUAUAUGAUGAACGUUUGUGGUUGAAUUAAUCGCAGGUGAAAUAUAGCUUGGCAGAGAGAAAGACAUGUAAACAAAGUUUCUUGACUUCACGUAACGAAGUGAACAGUCAAUUUCGUACAAUGGACGAUGCCCAACUUAUCUUAGUGCAAUGUAAAUACUCGCCUUUUAAGGUAAAAAAAUUAACGAAGAAAGAUAGCUAGCCCCACAUAGCUAUUAUUACUA